AUGAACAAAUUUCUAAUUUUAGCAGAGCUUAUCCACUUUCUGUCUUUUGUGUUGCUUUAUUAUAAAAUCAAGAAAACUCGAAGUUGCUUAGGGAUAUCAUAUAAAACCCAAGAGAUAUAUUUGUUAGUAUUUUUAACAAGAUUUUGUGAUCUGAAUAUACAUUUUGAGACAAUAGAUUAUGUGCUUAGAUUAUUUUACUUAACUUUGACAGUCCUUUUAAUUUAUACGAUUAAAUUUUAAAAGCCUUUUUGUUUGACUUAUCAAAAAGAUUAGGAUUAAUCCUAAUUCUUUGUAUAUAUUUAUCCUGCAGCUUGUCUCCUCACUUUAAUUUUCCAUACAGGCACAUCCUUGUCUUAGAUAUGCUAAUCAUUUUCUAUUUGGCUAGAAGCAUUAGCAAUUUUACCACAAAUGAAUUUAAUGUAGAAAAUUUAAGACGUGGAAAAUUUAGCAGGAUACUAUGUCUUAUGUUUAGGAGUUUAUAGAGGUCUUUAUGUGAUAAGUUGGUAUUGUAGAGUAUUUCAUGCUGGUUGGUGGUGCUCAACGACCAUUUUUGGAGGAACAUUAGCUGUUCUUGUUUAUUCAGAUUUCGUUUAUUUAUUUUUUAAGAAUAGAGGCGCGUUUAAAGUUUUUGUUUGAUUUAUGAAUUUGUAAAACAUGAAUUUAACUC
This is a messenger RNA of Paramecium tetraurelia, 667 nucleotides long. RefSeq lists its product as uncharacterized. Gene Ontology annotation, molecular function: ER lumen protein retrieval receptor activity. NCBI's taxonomy places the organism in Eukaryota, Ciliophora, Oligohymenophorea, Peniculida, Parameciidae. Gene Ontology annotation, cellular component: endoplasmic reticulum; cis-Golgi network; membrane. The record is from RefSeq and is a predicted model, not a curated record. The transcript has 2 exons. Gene Ontology annotation, biological process: protein retention in ER lumen; endoplasmic reticulum to Golgi vesicle-mediated transport.